AUGAACGUCACUGGGGUUCUAUGGACCCUCUAUCCGUUAAUCGGCAUCCUCGGCUUUGUAAGUAGUUCAUUCCCCACCGAAGUACUGCCAUAAAUUGUUUUAUAAUCAUCAUUUUUCAGUUUGAAUUCCUCUCAGGCCUAUUUUAUUUAUUCUUCUGCCUCCCAUUUUUUGCAUUUCUUUUACCAGUCGUUUCGGGUGUCAUAUCAUGCAUUACCUCAGUGUACGCCUUAACAAUCCAAUAUUCAACGAAGUAAGUCACGAGAUAAGAUGAGAAUUGAUUGAUUUCCGUGUUCCGCCUCCUUCCAGAUGCGAAUUAACAAUGCAAUUUAUGUCGGCGCUACUCUCAUUCCUAUUAUUUUUGAGCACGUUUACAGAAGCAGCAUGCCUUCGGCGAAGUAAGUUGCAAAAUUACAUUUUUGAUUAUAUUUGGUCCGUUCUUAUAUUAUACUAGAUGACUAAAGCAAUUUUCUAGUAUACUCUGCAAAUGGAGCUGACAGUUUCUGCGCCGGCAUUCUAAAUAGGACCUUAGGGUCUCAGAUGGCUUGCAAGGACGCCUUAUCAGAUCUUCAGCAGGACAUGCUGACCAAAAUGGGAUUUCCGGAUGCUCAUAACUUUGAAAUUGGGUUAACAACCUUUUUGGCGAUCGUAUCUUUAAUCCACUUUUGUGCCGCUGUGAUCCUGACAACCUUCAGUGCCAUUGAAACGAGGCAAGCUACUUACCUGCCCUUAUUUUAAGUCCUAAAACAUCCAAAUUGAUAUUACACUGCCUAAAUUAAUAUUUUUUUUCAGAUUUCGACUCUCCGCCCCUCAUUGGCAAGUCGUCUUUGGACUAGCGACCUUACUGAUCUCAUAUGCAUAUCACUCUUACUGUUGUAUCUUCUUUUUUGCCUACUUUCCCACAAUCGUCGCCUGCUUUUGUUUGGCCCAAGCCGCAGUUCCAUGGCAUUUCCGAGAGAAAUCUGUUCAACGACAAAUCUUUUCCAUUGUCGGGGCUGCGUUGAGUACGACGUUAGUGGCCGUUACUACAUUGGGGAUGCUUUGUUGGUUUAAUCGGUGAGUUUUGGCCUAAAGUAAUAUAAAUCAUCCAAAUUUCGGCAAAUAUAUGUUCUCAAAAACCUACAUUUUGAUUCUUUUUGCCACUUACAAUAUUGUUAUUGAGCUUCCAAUACUAUAAACACUUUAGAAACGCUCCAAUUGACGAUAAAUCCCCCGGCAUGUACAGAUUUUGCACUCUUCCCUCCCGGAUCUACCAGGUCUGCCACAAAAGUCUCGCCUUCUCCAAGCCUUAUGUGUGGUGGAAGCCGGAACAGAUCGCUCAAGAGACGGGUAUCGUCCAGAUCGCGACUUACGCACUGCUGACCAUCACCGGAUUCAUUCACUUCGGCCUUUUCAUGCAUGAUGCGUUCGGUUCGACAUGA
Messenger RNA from Bursaphelenchus xylophilus (pine wood nematode), 1418 nucleotides. The record is from the annotation of a GenBank genome assembly. NCBI's taxonomy places the organism in Eukaryota, Metazoa, Nematoda, Chromadorea, Rhabditida, Aphelenchoididae.